GGGGAGAGCGCAGCUCUGAGGGCGCACGGAGCGCAUGGCACUGCGUCUUUAAGGUGCACCGUCUGUAUGUGAGCCUGCGAGCCCCUCCCUCCUCUUCCUCUCCUCACUGGAAAGAGCGGCUCUCAGAGAAUGAUCUGCAGAGCUGCCAGGGUGGGCUGCCCGUCUGCUUUGUGUGCUGCUCCGUGCUAAUAGGAGCUGGCCUGAUGCGCCGCAGCCCCGGGAACUAGUGACAGAGAAGCCUCGGCGCCUUCUUCCAUCGCUGCAGACUGCAAACUAAAAAGACACCCAUCAAAGGAGGGAGCAAAUCAGUGCGUUUCCUCUGCAGACCCCCCUCCCUUCCCAUGCCUGGCUGAAGGAGAGCCUGACAAAGACGGACCUGAGUGCUGCUCGCUUCAACCCCAAUCUAAGAGCUGGAGGAUGGCUGACCGCAGCCUGGACAGUGUGUCCCUUCCCCUGGAGGUGAGAGCCAGGCUGGCAGAGCUGGAGCUGGAGCUGUCUGAAGGUCAUCCAUGUAUCUCGGGUCCCUCAGCAAUGAGAUGGCAUGGGAGGUCUUGGAAAACAGCAGCAUUAUGUGACAUCACACAGAAAGGUUAUGAAAAGAAAAGAUCGAAAUUAAUAGGAGCCUAUCUGCCUCAGCUACAAGGGGUGGAUCAAGUACUACCACCAGAACGUAGAACUCCCGUCACCCCUUCCUCUUCCUCUAGAUAUCAUCGCCGGCGCUCCUCAGGCUCAAGAGAUGAACGCUAUCGAUCUGAUGUACAUACAGAAGCAGUCCAGGCAGCCCUCGCCAAACAUAAAGAAAGAAAAAUGGCUGUACCCAUGCCAUCGAAACGACGCUCUCUUGUGGUGCAAACGUCAAUGGAUGCAUACACCCCCCCAGAUACCUCUUCAGGGUCAGAGGAUGAAGGUUCAGUACAAGGGGACUCCCAGGGAACCCCCACCUCAAGCCAAGGAAGUAUAAACAUGGAGCACUGGAUUAGCCAAGCAAUCCAUGGGUCAACCACAUCAACCACUUCUUCCUCUUCAACCCAGAGCGGGGGCAGCAGUGCCGCGCACCGAUUAGCAGAUGUCAUGGCCCAGACACACAUAGGAAAUAGGAGGACAGAUGGACAGUACCACAUUGUGCAUUCCACCAAGGAACACUUUCAAAAUGAGUCUUGUGACACAAGCGGUCGCGGCUUUUUCUUAACGUCAAACGGACAGAAUCAGGCGAGUGCUAAAGGUGCUUCUUGCCAUUGGCAAAGCACACCUAAAAAUGAAAACCAUUCAGCCCCUCCAGAUGUUACCACAUACACCUCAGAGCACUCCAUACAAGUAGAAAGACCACAGGGAUCAACAUCGCGGGCAACCUCCAAAUAUGGUAACGCCGAACUUAUGGAAACGGGAGAUGGGGUUCCUGUAAGCAGUAGAGUGUCCGCUAAAAUCCAGCAACUUGUCAACACAUUAAAAAGACCCAAACGGCCACCAUUACGAGAAUUUUUCGUUGACGAUUUUGAGGAGUUAUUGGAAGUCCAACAGCCAGACCCAAACCAGCCAAAACCAGAGGGAGCACAGAUGUUAGCCAUGCGAGGAGAGCAGCUGGGAGUAGUCACAAACUGGCCGCCUUCAUUAGAAGCAGCACUACAGCGAUGGGGAACCAUAUCACCUAAAGCGCCCUGCCUUACCACUAUGGAUACAAAUGGAAAACCACUCUACAUACUGACAUAUGGAAAACUAUGGACCAGAAGUAUGAAGGUGGCCUACAAUAUACUGCAUAAACUGGGAACUAAGCAGGAGCCGAUGGUCAGGCCUGGAGACAGGGUGGCCCUCGUUUUUCCAAAUAAUGACCCUGCUGCGUUUAUGGUAGCGUUUUAUGGCUGUCUAUUAGCUGAAGUUGUUCCCGUUCCCAUUGAAGUGCCACUUACAAGGAAGGAUGCAGGAAGCCAGCAGAUUGGUUUUUUGCUAGGAAGCUGUGGGGUUACUGUGGCCUUGACUAGUGAUGCCUGUCAUAAAGGACUGCCAAAGAGUCCUACGGGGGAGAUACCACAAUUUAAAGGUUGGCCAAAGUUGCUUUGGUUUGUCACAGAAUCAAAACACCUAUCCAAGCCUCCUCGUGAUUGGUUUCCACAUAUCAAAGAUGCAAAUAAUGACACUGCCUACAUAGAGUAUAAAACGUGUAAAGAUGGCAGCGUGCUAGGAGUGACGGUGACGAGAAUAGCGCUCCUCACACAUUGCCAGGCCCUCACACAAGCCUGUGGAUACACGGAAGCGGAAACCAUUGUGAAUGUUCUGGAUUUCAAGAAAGACGUGGGGCUUUGGCACGGAAUCCUGACGAGUGUCAUGAACAUGAUGCACGUCAUCAGCAUCCCGUACUCGCUCAUGAAAGUCAAUCCCUUGUCCUGGAUCCAGAAAGUUUGCCAGUACAAAGCAAAAGUUGCGUGCGUGAAGUCAAGGGACAUGCACUGGGCCCUGGUUGCCCAUCGGGAUCAGAGAGACAUUAACCUCUCCUCGUUACGCAUGUUGAUUGUGGCUGAUGGAGCAAAUCCUUGGUCCAUUUCUUCUUGUGACGCUUUCCUCAAUGUCUUCCAAAGUAAGGGCCUGCGGCAAGAAGUCAUUUGUCCUUGUGCCAGUUCACCAGAGGCUCUUACUGUGGCCAUAAGGAGGCCGACUGAUGACAGCAACCAGCCUCCAGGAAGAGGGGUGUUAUCAAUGCAAGGACUCACCCACGGAGUCAUUAGGGUGGACUCAGAAGAAAAGCUGUCUGUUCUCACCGUGCAAGAUGUUGGGACAGUGAUGCCUGGUGCUAUUAUGUGCUCGGUGAAGCCUGAUGGGAUUCCACAGCUAUGUCGGACGGAUGAGAUAGGGGAGCUGUGUGUGUGCGCGCUCGCUACAGGCACAUCCUAUUAUGGUCUGUCCGGUAUGACCAAGAACACCUUUGAGGUUUUCCCAAUGACCAGCUCAGGAGCACCAAUAAGUGAAUAUCCAUUCAUAAGGACUGGCCUUCUUGGAUUUAUCGGACCAGCUGGGCUGGUCUUUGUUGUGGGAAAAAUGGACGGCCUGAUGGUUGUGAGUGGACGGAGACACAAUGCUGAUGACAUCGUAGCAACGGCACUAGCAGUGGAACCAAUGAAAUUUGUCUACAGAGGAAGGAUAGCCGUCUUUUCUGUGAAUGUCCUGCACGAUGAGAGGAUAGUUAUUGUUGCGGAGCAGAGGCCGGACUCCACAGAGGAGGACAGCUUCCAGUGGAUGAGCAGAGUUCUUCAGGCAAUUGAUAGUAUACAUCAAGUGGGAGUCUACUGUCUAGCUCUAGUACCAGCAAACACACUUCCCAAAACCCCUUUAGGUGGCAUUCACCUGUCGGAGACCAAGCAACUGUUCCUCGAGGGGUCACUCCAUCCGUGCAAUGUGCUCAUGUGUCCUCACACGUGUGUGACGAACCUUCCUAAACCAAGACAGAAACAGCCAGAAAUUGGCCCUGCCUCUGUGAUGGUGGGGAACCUGGUCUCUGGUAAGAGGAUCGCACAGGCCAGUGGAAGGGAUCUGGGACAGCUAGAAGACAAUGAUCAGGCCAGAAAGUUCUUAUUUUUGUCUGAAGUUCUGCAAUGGAGAGCUCAAACGACUCCCGAUCAUGUGCUUUAUACAUUAUUAAACUCAAGGGGAACAAUAGCCAGCUCUCUGACCUGUAGCCAGUUACAUAAACGGGCUGAGAAAAUUGCAGUAAUGUUGAUGGAAAGGGGACACUUACAAGAUGGAGAUCAUGUGGCUCUUGUGUAUCCUCCAGGAAUAGAUCUGAUUGCAGCAUUUUAUGGCUGCCUUUAUGCUGGUUGUGUGCCAAUAACAGUGCGACCGCCACACCCACAGAACAUUGCAACAACGCUGCCUACGGUGAAGAUGAUUGUUGAGGUGAGUCGUUCCGCCUGCCUAAUGACUACGCAACUCAUUUGUAAACUGUUACGGUCAAGGGAAGCAGCAGCAGCCGUGGAUAUUAGAACGUGGCCUCCCAUCCUGGAUACUGAUGACUUGCCAAAGAAAAGACCAUCCCAAAUCUACAAACCCUCAGACCCGGAGACAUUGGCUUACCUUGAUUUUAGUGUAUCUACAACUGGAAUGCUUGCUGGGGUAAAGAUGUCCCAUGCAGCCACUAGUGCCUUCUGUCGAUCCAUUAAACUUCAGUGUGAGCUCUAUCCUUCCAGAGAGGUGGCUAUUUGUCUGGAUCCUUACUGUGGACUGGGCUUUGUCCUAUGGUGCCUCUGUAGCGUAUAUUCAGGACACCAGUCUAUUCUGAUUCCUCCCUCAGAGCUGGAGAUCAAUCCUGCCUUGUGGCUUCUCGCUGUGAGUCAGUACAAAGUGAGAGACACAUUUUGUUCCUACUCUGUAAUGGAGCUUUGUACCAAGGGACUUGGCUUGCAGACUGAAUCCCUAAAGGCAAGGGGCUUGGACCUCUCUAGAGUACGAACAUGCGUGGUAGUGGCUGAGGAGCGCCCUCGUAUCUCUCUAACACAAUCAUUCUCCAAAUUAUUUAAAGACCUUGGUCUGCACCCAAGGGCCGUAAGCACAUCAUUUGGCUGCCGUGUUAACCUAGCCAUAUGUUUACAGGGAACAUCCGGACCAGAUCCAACAACUGUGUAUGUGGAUAUGAGAGCAUUACGACAUGACCGGGUCCGUUUGGUAGAAAGAGGAUCUCCACACAGUUUGCCUCUCAUGGAAUCAGGAAAAAUCCUUCCAGGUGUUCGAAUCAUAAUUGCAAAUCCAGAAACAAAGGGACCACUGGGAGACUCUCAUCUUGGUGAGAUUUGGGUUCACAGCGCUCACAAUGCCAGCGGAUACUUCACAAUUUAUGGAGAUGAGUCCUUGCAGUCUGAUCACUUUAGUUCGAGGCUUAGCUUUGGAGACACGCAAACUGUCUGGGCAAGAACGGGUUACCUGGGAUUCUUAAGAAGAACGGAGUUAACGGAUGCAAAUGGUGAACGACAUGAUGCUCUUUAUGUGGUUGGGGCGCUGGAUGAAGCAAUGGAGCUACGAGGGAUGAGAUAUCACCCGAUUGAUAUAGAAACAUCGGUGAUUAGAGCCCACAAGAGUGUUACAGAAUGUGCUGUCUUUACCUGGACAAAUUUGUUGGUCGUCGUUGUAGAACUUGAUGGCUCUGAACAAGAAGCCUUGGAUCUGGUACCACUAGUCACCAACGUGAUAUUGGAGGAACAUUAUCUUAUUGUAGGCGUGGUCGUAGUGGUGGACAUUGGUGUCAUUCCUAUCAACUCCCGUGGAGAGAAACAGCGUAUGCACCUACGAGAUGGGUUUUUGGCAGAUCAGCUGGACCCCAUAUAUGUGGCCUACAACAUGUAGUCUUGUAAUUAUAAAGGCUUCCAUGGACUUCACAAUAGAUGUAUACAUUUUUUGUGUCCACAAAAACAAAACAAAAAAAUCCACAAAAAAAUGCCAAACUUGCAAAUAGGGGGUUUAAUUUUUGUUCUGAAUGGAGCAGUUUUUGUCAUUUUAACUUUCCAAUUUCUCAAAAUUGGGCAGACAGAAUGUGAAAUGUGCUUUUGUUUUUACCACUACAUUUUUUAAGGUACUUUGCUGCCUCAGUUUAACAGGCUGAGAACUAUACAGGUCUCCAUUGUACGAAGACCCUUGUGUGACCCUCAGCUUUUAUUAUUAUUAUUAUUUUAAAUGGCAGUUUUUAAAGCGAGAAAAAAGUUUUUUUUGUCUUUUUUUUGUUGCUAGACUGACCCCAUUGUUUUCAUUAUGUAGCUGUGUACUUUAUGAAGGAUUAUCUUUAAAUGGAAUGAAAUAGGCUAAAAAAAAUGUUUACGGUGACAGGAUUGUUACAGGGUUCCCAUCUGUGUGUCGGAGACAAUUGGAUCUAGUCCUUUUAUUUCCGAAAUGAAAAAGGGUACGAAAACACACAAAAAAAAAUCCAAUUUCAGAAUGACACACAAGGAUCGAAAUCACAGUUUUAGCUUUUUGGGUACUGGAUUGAAGCCAAAGUUUGUAAGCUGCUAAUCUGCCCAGUGAUUUAAUCCCUUGAUAUCAGAGUUUUAUUAUUAUUAUUUCUCCGUCAGAUACGGCAAGAAAAGAUUACUGGUUGCGAACCAUCGAGGGCAGUGGGCCUUCUGCAACCAAAACCAGACUACUGUAGAAAGUCUUUAUUUAAUAGUUUUUGCCUCCUUGGGGGUGAAGAAUGACCGAUUGAGGUUAUGUAUUGUAACCUAGCAAUCUAAUUUCUCUAACCCCAUGACAGUCUACAUAGUAAUUCCUAAGUAAGCACACAAAUAAAAAUAAAAAAAAUGGCUGUUCAUCUCAGAUUGAGAGUAAUGUAACUAGCGAUUGUUUAAAAAAAAUAGUAUGCAUUAGGUGGACUUUGGCAAGUAUCUUUGUACUGAACUAAAAAGAUAAAAUAAGUUAACUCUCCAUAUGUAAUUAUGUAUAAAAUGUUUAAUUUAUUUUGAUCUCUUUAGAAGUAUAAAACAAAAACGGCAUUCAAGAAAGUCAAGUUCUUGUAAUGUUAGCUAAUAUAAAAAAAAAACGUUGUAUUAUCUUGAGUGGAUAGUAUCACAUCAAAUAUAUAUAUAUGAAAUUAUAAAUUCACUAAUGGGUUAUGCGGGAAGGGAUAUAUUUUAAUGUUUACGAUGCAGUACGUGUCACUUGCAUGGUGUCUCCCACUGUAUAUAACUGGGUGUUCUUCACAAUCUUUGUUCGAAAAAAAACUGCAAUCGUGGAUUGCCUCUGUUCCCGUAUACAAGACGACUCUAGAUACCAGCAAGUGGAUUUUAAAGACCAUCCUUUAGAUGGUGUACAAAACUUAUGUCUGAAAUGCACUAUCAUUUUUUUUCCUUUCUCCUAGAGAAGCAACCGUAGAUACAAUUGUACAAUGUGUGUGCUGAUCGGAGGAUGCAUUUGAUAAUAUGUAAAAAGAAAAAAAAAGAAAAAAAAAAUCAUGUUGAGGAAAGAAGUGGUGUUCAGAAAUUCAGAGUUGUGUCGUCAUCAUCCUUGUUCAGAAAUGUGCUGCCUCACAUCUUCCAUGGGCAUUCAGUGUCGUCUGCAUUGUAACGAUAUGUAGAAAAAACAACAGAUUUUUAAUUUACGCAGAUUUUCAAGACCAAAUUUUGAAGCCCCAUGAAUUUUAAAUUAAAAGCCACCUAACGAUGAAAAGGCAUUAAUCAUGGUUAUUUGUAUGUGUCGAAGAGGCUCCAUCCAUUCGUUUACAUGUCCAAUGUUCUGCGAAUACCAAGUGCACCAUUGCUGCCUCGUCCUAAAUUCUGUGUAAGGUUAUUUUGUUCUGACCUCAGAAAUGACAAAAAGUGACUUUUUUUUGUAAUUGUGUCCAAUGUAGAAAAUACAGAAAGUCUUUUAUCUUCUCACAGGGUAACAAAUAAAAAGAACUUUGGAUCCAGUCAUUUAUCUUUAAGAGAAUCUGUAACGGCAGACAGGCCUCGCUCACCAUGGAAGUCUGCCAGCCGAUAGUAGGGAGCCUGCAGCUUCUGACCGCAGAAACUAAAGUUUCAGUAAAGUUUCAAGUGUAUUGUCUCCAGCGAUUUCUAAUCUAUAGGAAAGCACUGGCACAUUGGUUGUAAACUGCAGCUUCUGUGUCAUAAGCAGGCAGAUUUCCACGCACUGUCAGGUCAGAGUCAAGGGUUUAUUAGUAAAAGUUACAGAAGAGUAUAUAAGGCAGAUACAUGAAAGCUGGAAAACCCUCUGCAACCAUUGCUUAAGUAUAUAGAAAAUGAAGAAUGACAUAACUUUGCAAAUAGCCCUGGUUAAAAAAUCUCCUAUAGUUUUGUGCCAACAGCUUCUAUGAAGACCUAUUUGUUUCCAUGGUAACAGACUACAAACCUGUUUCGUCUUGUAGUCAUACUCCCUUCCAUUCAUCUCGUUUUCUUGCUAGCUCACUGAAAAUAGGGAGCUGGAUGACUGCAGGAUCAUACUACACAGGGUUUGUAUAGACACAAAACUGCUGAUUUUUAAUGGCGAUUAUUAGCAAAGUUGCUUUGUUUUUUAGAUGCAUUGGAGCAAUUAUAAUAAUUGGUUUUUAAAGGUCUAGAUAGCUGUUAGAAAGAAAACUCAGUUUGGCUCUAAACACUUUGUUGUGGAAUUCUGUGAUGAUACUCGUAUUUGCAGAUAAGCUUUCAGUACUGAGCUGGUAGUUGCAGUAAUUCCUGCGGCCGUCCUCCCCUGCUGACUACAGACACAGAUUUUUGUAUGGAGGUCCUCAGAGCUGCUUUAGUUGUCUGCAGGAUCCCGUAAUACCCUGCUGGCAGUCUAUAGUUCACGGAGCAUGGGCAGCCCCUGUCAUUUUUAAAUCAAGAGUAUAUCUCGAAAGAAAGUAUAAUAAAAAGCAGUUUCCUAAUAUUUAGUGAAAGUGCGGCUUCUGCAUGCACCGUAUGCUUCCAGUAAGGACAAUGUUCCCAUAGUGAAAAAUCUGUUCCUGAAUCUACAGAGUGUUUUGGAGAUGAUAAGCAUCUCUCUAGCAAUUAAAUUGAUAGAAAUUAAAGGCACCCCCAGUUUUGUACACGCUUCGGGCAUCUCUUUCACAAACUAAAUGUCCUAUUUUUAACACUUUGUUGCUUUUAAAACCAACAUUUCUUAAUGUCUCCUUCCAUCUGGAUAUUGAAGCGCCAACAUAGAGAACGCCAAAUCCCCCUGCAUAGAUGUAGAAUUAAAGGUCCCUUCUGUUGUCCUUUCUAACGGCAGCAUGGUAUUGUGACACUAUGAGUUCAGCGUCAUUAACAUUAAGUCGUUUUUAAGAACUCACAGGUUAACAUGUGCCGAGUACCAUGUAUUCAUAAUAUACCCCCCAGCUUUCUCUGUAUUACUAUGCAUUUGGAGAAACCUGUAAAUCAGAGGCUGUAGGGUGGGGUAAAGCACAGAUCCCAUGAAUACAUCGGACUCCUUCCUUCACACCAGACUCCUCGUUGGCCACACUGUCUGAACUUUAACUUGUAAGUACGGAAAAACUA
Molecule: messenger RNA, 8936 nt
Organism: Bufo bufo (common toad)
Lineage: Eukaryota; Metazoa; Chordata; Amphibia; Anura; Bufonidae
Gene: DIP2C
Product: disco interacting protein 2 homolog C
Exons: 40
Coding region: 418-5322 (1634 amino acids)
Source: RefSeq, a predicted model, not a curated record